This is a messenger RNA of Pseudo-nitzschia multistriata, 2443 nucleotides long. Lineage: Eukaryota; Bacillariophyta; Bacillariophyceae; Bacillariales; Bacillariaceae. The record is from the annotation of a GenBank genome assembly.
GAAAUGUUACAACAAGAAGUAGAUCGAUAGAACAUUCACGACAAGGAGCCGGUUCCAAAACGGGAAUUAUAGCAGAAAAAAUACAGAUAUUAGUUACAGUUUCAAACAUUCGGUAUUGCGACCAUGUCGGAUCACUCCGAAGUAGAAGAAACCCAUCGCCGACCGUCAGUAAUAGAAGUAGAGGGAGCGAGGGACGAUGUCAUCGAUGAUGUCAUCGAUGACGGCACGGAAUCUCGUGCAUCGAUCACGUCAGUCCCUUCGCCAUCUAGUCAAGACGAACACGGAGAUUCUCGAACCACUGCCUCUUCCCAAACCCGUCUCGCGAACGACGCUGCCGAUUGCUCCAUCGCCCCUCCCAGAGACCACUCGUAUCUGGAAGAAUCUCAUCCUUUAUUACCGGAUGAAGAUCGCUAUUUAAGGAUGGCCAGCGGGAGAGCUCUGCAUAGAGAUUCUACGGGUCUCAAACCUACCGCAAAACGUACACUUGAAGUGGCCGUCCUCGAGUUGCACGGGGUGGUACUGUUUCCGGGAUGCACCAUUCCGGUCAAGCUGCAAAAUCGGUCCAUGAUUAGAUACCUCGGACGGCAGAUACGAUUGUGCAGGAAUGAUCCCGUUGCGCAGCCAGUUGUGCAGCUGGGUAUACUGCCCUACGAAUACCAGUCCCCGGAACAGACAUUGCCGCAACAACACAGGAGGCGCAGACGAACCAAUGAACCUCAAGAAGAACCACAAAGAGCGUCUCAACGGCGAGGAUCGUGGAUGCGGCGAGGAUUUUCCUUUGGGAAUCGUGAGAUUCGGGCAACCGAGUCCAGUCACGCCCUGCGGCGAAGCCUCACCCGUCUACAAGACGAAUUCCAGUUCGACGAGAACAUGGAUCUGGAGGACUCGGAACGAAGCUCGGGAGACGAUAGCGAUGGAGACGUUGGUUUUGACGAGAACAACGAUGAGCAUUCGUUGCCACGUCCGCCGUUGAGUCCAGAACAGUCGCACCCCCUGGUCGGGCGAAUCGGGACGAUUGCAACGGUUCGGCACACACAUGAACGAGCGUCAUCCGUGGGUGGACAUGGAGGGAGCGAUCCCAGUUAUGGGCAUUCCCAAUCCUCGUCCACUCUCUGGGGACGCUAUGAAGAAGCCCCCGAGCUCGUCUUUACCGCGGUGGGGACGAGCCGCUUUCGCAUCCUGUCGUGCCUCAACGACGACGAGAACCUUUUUGAGGUGGAGGACAUGCGCGACGAACCGUUGUUAUUGCCACCCGUUCCCUUUCGGCUUCUUCCCUUCCGGGGACAAUGCGUCCACUUUGGUAAGGUCGACGACAAUGACGAAAGCGACGAUGGCAACAACGACGACGAGCAUUUGGGAAAAGGCUCGAUCAAAACGGGCCGCAUCAGAACAAGUGAAUCGGAUGUUGUUGAAACCAGAUCGACACGGAUGCAGGCGCCAAUCGAACGCAUGGCCUGGAAUCUCUCUAGGCUCACACCGGUUCCGUACUUUGUAUAUCUCCAAUUGAUGCCUUGGAGCCUUGUUUGGAAAAUAGCUGAAGCGCUCCAGACGAACAAUGGACGGGGAAAUCUCCCCUCCCUCGGAGAUGACUCCGUCGUGACGAACCGAGAGAAUCUGGAACGUAAGUAGUUGGUUCCUCUCAGCUUGUUGCCACGAUCAUUUUGGUUUGUGAGUCUUUCGGUUUGAUCGAUCUUGAACCCUACGAGUAUCUAAUGGAUUUUGUCGUCUGCUUUCUGUUUUCGUUCGCUUGAAAUUUCAAACCAGCGACGAAGUUUUCCUACUGGAUGGCUAACAAUGCACCCUUCUCCGAAGCAGAACGGAAGAAACUAUUGAAAACAAGCUCCGUGCUAGAGCGUCUUCUCUUCAUCUGGAAGAAGGUCUGUAGAUGGACGGCGGAAAAUGCGGAAACCCGCAUCUGCUGCGAAUUGUGCGAGACAAACCUCACCGGCGUGUCGAAUAUCUUCACGGUGGGUGGCGCCGAGGGGACCACCUCGACCUACGUCAACGGCCACGGCUUUAUCCACCAGAUCACCACCCUCCGUAACGUGGACGAAAGCAAGCUCUCCUUCCAGGGCCUACCAAGCACAGAAAACAGCUACUUCCCGGGUUACAGCUGGCUGAUCACCUCGUGCUACAGGUGUGGAUCUAUUCUAGGAUGGAAGUUCCAGAAGGUGGGAAAUUCGGGGAUCGAUGCCAAUGGUGGUUACGAGAAUGGCAAUGGAAAUAUCGUCGACAGAGACACCCCCCAACGCCCUCCACAUUUUUAUGGCUUCAUGUCCUCGAACGUGAAAAUCAAAAGCAGGAGUCGAUAAUCUUUCUUCUACAUCUGGAUAUUGAAUCAAUCAUUAGGCCUCAUACUAGAGAACAUCAAGACUAAACAGGGGGGAAAAAUUAACAUGAGUUAGUCUCGAACUAGGUAUUAGAAUACAUUUCACAUAGCACU